This is a messenger RNA of Oncorhynchus mykiss (rainbow trout), 5356 nucleotides long. NCBI's taxonomy places the organism in Eukaryota, Metazoa, Chordata, Actinopteri, Salmoniformes, Salmonidae. The record is from RefSeq and is a predicted model, not a curated record.
AUAGACUUCCAGUAAGUUAACUUGCAACACAUUUCCCCUUCACUCUACAGUUGACUCACUGUACAAGACCUCUCCUCUUCACUUCACUCUACUACAGGUUGGGAGAUGCAACAAUGGCCUUGAGAACAGCAGGAAGUGUGUUGGUGGUCUUUCUCUGGUCUGUGACAGUGGUACUGGGUCAGAAUGGCUGGAGUGUUACAUACACCACUCAGAGUAUCUGUACCUUGAAGGGGUCAUCAGUGGAUCUGUUCUGCUCUUACACAUAUCCCAGAGGUACAGUCACAACAACACUCUGGUUCACUAAAAUGGAGGCUGGUGUAGAACCUGAAGAUCUAGGUCAGGACCCAGAGUAUGCAGGUCGUCUGGAGUAUCAUGGAGAUAAGAAGAAAGACUGUACCCUGAAAAUCACAGACCUGAGAGAGAGUGACUCAGCUACGUACAAGUUCAGAUUCAUAACAGAUCAGACCAGAGGGAAAUAUUCUGGAAGUCCUGGAGUCACUCUGUCUGUAACAGCUCUGCAGGUGAAGAUAACUUCUAAAACUUGGCAAAAUAGGGUGACACUGACCUGUAGCACCACCUGUACUCUGACUGACAACCCCACCUACAUCUGGUACAAGAACGGACACAAAGUAAAGGAGGACACUUCCAGCCUGUACCCAGACUCCUUUAGUGAUGCAGACAGUUACUCCUGUGCUGUAAAAGGCCACGAGGAUCUCCACUCUCCUGCAGUGUGUGUUCAGGGUCAAAGCUGCAACAGAGUGACUUACACCAAGAGGAGAAUCUGUGUCUUGAAGGGGUCAACAGUGGACAUAUCCUGUACUUAUGUUAGUUAUUAUUCCACCACAUCAUCAUUCUGGUUUAGAAGUGAUAAGUCGACCCCUGAAGACCUAACCACAGACCCAGGGUAUGCAGGUCGUGUGGAGUACCCUGGAACAUACAGAGGUCCCUCCUCCCUGAGAAUCACAGAUCUGAGAGAGGAGGACUCAGCUGAGUAUCGCUUCACUUUUAAAACAGACAACUUUGACUGGGGUCAUAGUUUCCCAGGAACAACUCUGUCUGUCACAGGUCUGCAGGUGAAGGUGACUCCUGCUGCAGAGGGACAGAAGACACUGACCUGUAUCACCACCUGUACUCUGACUGACAACCCCACCUACAUCUGGUACAAGAACGGACAACGUCUAGAUGAGCCCACUUCCCAACAAUACUCUAGUAAUACCCUAGUAGUGUUGGGUCAUUCUGUGGACAGUUACUCCUGUGCUGUAGAACACCAUGAGGACCUCCACUCUCCUGCAGUGUGUGUUCAGGGUCAGAGCUGCAACAGAGUGACUUACACCAAGAGGAGAAUCUGUGCCUUGAAGGGGUCAACAGUGGACAUAUCCUGUACUUAUGACAGUGGUUAUUAUACAGUCAAAUCAUCACUCUGGUUUAGUCCUAAACAGAGAUCUAGGUGGAGGGAUAAGUUGACACCUGAGGACCUAACAAGAGACCCAGGAUAUGCAGGUCGUGUGGAGUACCCUGACAAAGAGAGAUGGAGAUACACUGGUCACUCCAGUCUGAGAAUCUCAGAUCUGAGAGAGGAGGACUCAGCUGAGUAUCGCUUCACUUUUAAAACAGACAACUUUGACUGGGGUCAUAGUUUCCCAGGAACAACUCUGUCUGUCACAGGUCUGCAGGUGAAGGUGACUCCUGCUGCAGAGGGACAGAAGACACUGACCUGUAUCACCACCUGUACUCUGACUGACAACCCCACCUACAUCUGGUACAAGAACGGACAACGUCUAGAUGAGCCCACUUCCCAACAACACUUCAGUAAUAUGCUGGUGGUCUGGGAUUCUACUGUGGACAUUUACUCCUGUGCUGUUGAAGGUCACGAGGCUCUCCACUCUCCUGUAGUUUGUUUUCAGGUGAAGGUGACUCCUAAACAGUAUUCAACGUAUAAGACACUGACCUGUAGCACCACCUGUAUUCUGACUGGUAACCCCACAUACACCUGGUACAAGAACGGACAGGUAGAAACUGUGACGACUUCCACCUAUUCAGUCCUCCCUAAUGCUAAGGACAGCUACUCUUGUGCUGUAAAAGGCCAAGAGGAUCUCCACUCUCCUGCAGUGUGUGUUCAGGGUCAGAGCUGCUACAGCGUGACUUACACCAAGAGGAGAAUCUGUGUCUUGAAGGAGUCAACAGUGGACAUAUCCUGUACUGUUGGUUAUUAUUCCACCACAUCAUCAUUAUGGUUUAGAAGUGAUAAGUCGACCCCUGAAGACCUAACCACAGACCCAGGGUAUGCAGGUCGUGUGGAGUACACUGGAACAUACAGAGGUCCCUCCUCCCUGAGAAUCACAGAUCUGAGAGAGGAGGACUCAGCUGAGUAUCGCUUCACUUUUAAAACUCACAGCUUUGACUGGGGUCAUAGUUUCCCAGGAACAACUCUGUCUGUCACAGGUCUGCAGGUGAAGGUGACUCCUGCUGCAGAGGGACAGAAGACACUGACCUGUAUCACCACCUGUACUCUGACUGACAACCCCACCUACAUCUGGUACAAGAACGGACAAUGUCUAGAUGAGCCCACUUCCCAACAAUACUCUAGUAAUACCCUAGUAGUGUUGGGUCAUUCUGUGGACAGUUACUCCUGUGCUGUAGAACACCAUGAGGACCUCCACUCUCCUGCAGUGUGUGUUCAGGGUCAGAGCUGCAACAGAGUGACUUACACCAAGAGGAGAAUCUGUGUCUUGAAGGGGUCAACAGUGGACAUAUCCUGUACUUAUGUUGGUUAUUAUUCCACCACAUCAUCAUUCUGGUUUAGAAGUGAUAAGUCGACCCCUGAAGACCUAACCAGAGAUCCAGGGUAUGCAGGUCGUGUGGAGUACACUGGAACAUACAGAGGUCCCUUCAGCCUGAGAAUCACAGAUCUGAGAGAGGAGGACUCAGCUGAGUAUCGCUUCACUUUUAAAACAAACAACAUUGAAUGGGGUCAUAGUUUCCCAGGAACAACUCUGUCUGUCACAGGUCUGCAGGUGAAGGUGACUCCUGCUGCAGAGGGACAGAAGACACUGACCUGUAUCACCACCUGUACUCUGACUGACAACCCCACCUACAUCUGGUACAAGAACGGACAACGUCUAGAUGAGCCCACUUCCCAACAACACUCCAGUAAUAUGCUGGUGGUCUGGGAUUCUUCUGUCAACAGAUACUCCUGUGCUGUUGAAGGUCACGAGGCUCUCCACUCUCCUGUAGUUUGUUUUCAGGUGAAGGUGACUCCUAAACAGUAUUCAAUGUAUAAGACACUGACCUGUAGCACCACCUGUAUUCUGACUGGUAACCCCACAUACACCUGGUACAAGAACGGACAACAUCUAGAUGAGAGCACCUCCCCCCAGUACAAAGACCCAGUCUCCAGUAACUAUGAAGACAGUUACUCAUGUGCUGUAAAAGGUCAUGAGGAUCUCCUCUCUCCUGCAGUGUGUGUUCAGGGUCAGAGAUGCAACAGAGUGACUUACACCAAGAGGAGAAUCUGUGUCUUGAAGGGGUCAACAGUGGACAUAUCCUGUACUUAUGUUGGUUAUUAUUCCACCACAUCAUCAUUCUGGUUUAGAAGUGACAGGUUGACACCAGAGGACCUAACCACAGAUCCAGGGUAUGCAGGUCGUGUGAAGUACACUGACAAAGAGACAUGGAGAAAUGAAGGUCCCUCCAUCCUGAGAAUCACAGAUCUGAGAGAGGAGGACUCAGCUGAGUAUCGCUUCACUUUUAAAACAUACUACAUUGAUUGGGGUCAUAGUUUCCCUGGAACAACUCUGUCUGUCACAGGUCUGCAGGUGAAGGUGACUCCUGCUGCAGAGGGACAGAAGACACUGACCUGUAUCACCACCUGUACUCUGACUGACAACCCCACCUACAUCUGGUACAGGAACAGACAACCUAUAAAAGAGGACUCCUCCCCCAUGUACUCCAUCAGCAGUGAGGAUGCAGACAGCUACUUCUGUGCUGUAAAAGGCCGUCUCAGCUCUCCUGCAGUGUAUAAACCAAAGACCUCAGUGUCAGUCAGUCCCUCUGGUGAAAUAGUGGAGGGCAGUUCAGUGACUCUGACCUGCAGCAGUGAUGCCAACCCACCUGUCCAGAGUUACACCUGGUGGUACAAGAAGAAUGGAGAUGACUAUCAGAGUAUGACAGGACCACAGCAUGUCUUCAACCAAAUCCAGUCAUCUGACACGGGAGAGUACUACUGUGUGUCCCAGAAUGAGAUGGGGACAGACAGGUCUAGGACCAUCAACAUGGAUGUGAAGUAUAAACCAAAGAACACCUCAUUGUCAGUCAGUCCCUCUGAUGAAAUAGUGGAGGGCAGUUCAGUGACUCUGACCUGCAGCAGUGAUGCCAACCCACCUGUGGACAAAUACACCUGGUACAAGAAGAACGUAACCUCACCAAAAGCAUCAGGACAGAGUUACAGCAUCACUAACAUCAUCUCUGAGGACAGAGGAGAAUAUUACUGUGAGGCUGAGAAUAAAUAUGGACGUCUCAACUCUUCUUCUGUGUCUGUGGACGUUCAGUACGGCCCAAAGAACACCUCAGUGUCAGUCAGUCCCUCUGGUGAAAUAGUGGAGGGCAGUUCAGUGACUCUGACCUGCAGCAGUGAUGCCAACCCACCUGUGGACAAAUACACCUGGUACUUUCAAAAUGAGACUUUUCUAAAUGGAUGUGGACAGAUGUACAACAUCAGUAACUUCAAGUCUAAGGACAGUGGACAUUACCACUGUGAGGCCUGGAAUAGAAGAGGAUCUAGGAACUCUACAGCUGUGAUGAUCAUUUUACCAGGGAAACAAACCUCAGUUGUGACUGCAGCUGUAGGAAUCAUAGUGGUGGUUCUGGUUCUCAUCCUCUGUCUCUCUGGACUCAUGUGGUUCAGGAAGAAGGCCUCCAUAUCCACCUCUGACACAAGAGACAUAUCAGAGAAUGUACAGGGAGACUCUAGUCCAGUGUAUGAAAACGUCUCAAGCAUGUCCACAGCCCCUACUGCAGCACAGACAGUAGCCACCGUCGACCCGGACGAUGUCCACUAUGCCAGCGUCCACUUCUCUCGCUCCAAAAACCAGGAAGUGCCUCUGUACUCCACCGUCCAAGUGCCUCAGCCCCAGAAAGAGGAUGAGUAUGUCCAGUACGAUGCUGUGAAAUUCAACCUCCCCAGUGCUGCCACCCAACCCACAGCAGCACAAGCAGCUGAGGAGGAGUCCUCUGUUCUCUACAGUACAGUCAACUAACCUGAACCAAGAAGACCUGAACACAACAAACCCUGAACCAGGAAGACCUGAACACAACAAACCCUGAACCAGGAAGACCUGAACACAACAAACCCUGAACC